Molecule: messenger RNA, 4596 nt
Organism: Equus caballus (horse)
Lineage: Eukaryota; Metazoa; Chordata; Mammalia; Perissodactyla; Equidae
Source: RefSeq, a predicted model, not a curated record
AGACGCAGAGAGACGUGGAGAGAGAUUGAGCGGGAAACACGAGGACAGAGUGAGAGACGAGGACAGCCCGGCUGCCCCUGGAGCCCCCGCCCCGCCUUCAUGCCCAGCAGGUGGCCCGCCUGGCCCAUCCUCCCAGGUAAGCUGCAGCCCGUGCUGCAGGCAGUCUGACUCAGUCCCCAAGGUGACUCUUGAGGAGUGGCUGCACCCCGGAGGAUGGCUCAGGUCCUGCACGUGCCAGCCCCCUUCCCAGGGACCCCCGGCCCAGCCUCCCCGCCCGCCUUCCCUCCCAAGGAGCCCGACCACCCCCCCUACUCGGUGGAGACGCCUUACGGCUACCGCCUGGACCUGGACUUUCUCAAGUACGUGGAUGACAUCGAGAAGGGCCACACGCUGCGCCGGGUGGCCGUGCAGCGCCGGCCCCGCCUCGGCUCGCUGCCCCGCGGCCCUGGCUCCUGGUGGACGUCCACCGAGUCCCUGUGCUCCAACGCCAGCGGGGACAGCCGCCACUCGGCCUACUCCUACUGCGGCCGCGGCUUCUACCCGCAGUACGGCGCCCUGGAGACGCGCGCCGGCUUCAACCCGCGCGUGGAGCGCACGCUGCUGGAUGCGCGGCGCCGCCUCGAGGACCAGGCGGCCGCGCCCCCCGGCCUCGGCUCCCUGACGCCCAGCGCGGCCGGCUCGACGAGCUCGCUGGUGGGCGUGGGGCUUCCCCCGCCGACGCCGCGGAGCUCGGGACUGUCCACGCCGGUGCCCCCCAGCGCCGGGCACCUGGCGCACGUGCGUGAGCAGAUGGCAGGCGCGCUGCGCAAGCUGCGGCAGCUGGAGGAGCAGGUGAAGCUGAUCCCCGUGCUCCAGGUGAAGCUGUCGGUGCUGCAGGAGGAGAAGCGACAGCUCACCGUGCAGCUCAAGAGCCAGAAGUUCCUGGGCCACCCCGCGGGGGCCCGGGGCCGCGGAGAGCUCUGCCUGGACCUCCCCGAGGCCCCCGAGGACCCAGGGGCGCUGGAGAUGCGGAGCGUGGGCACCUGGGUCCGCGAACGGGACUUGGGCAUGCCCGACGGGGAGGCGGCCCUCGCCGCCAAGGUCGCCGUGCUGGAGACCCAGCUCAAGAAGGCGCUCCAGGAGCUGCAGGCCGCGCAGGCCCGGCAGGCCGAACCCCCGCCCCAGGCCUGGCCACCGCCGGACAGCCCCGUGCGCGUGGACACCGUCCGGGUGGUGGAGGGGCCACGGGAGGUGGAGGUGGCGGCCAGCACGGCCGCCGGGGCCCCCGCGCAGCGGGCCCAGAGUCUGGAGCCCUACGGGGCAGGGCUGCGGGCCCUGGCGACGCCUGGAGGGGCCGAGAGUCCCCCCGUGUUCCGUAGCCACGAGGUGGUGGAGACCACGUUCCCAGCGCCCGCUGCGGCCCCCGGCAACGUCCACGUGGUGAAGAAGAUCAGCAUCACGGAGCGCAGUGGGCCGGCAGGGCUCCCACAGGCCCCCGCAGAGCCGUCCUUGUCGCCCCCGGGGUCCACAGCCGCCUCCCUGGCACAGCCCGAGAAGAACUCAGGCCAGGCGCCCACCCGUGACACCACCACCAGGGAGCCCUCCAGGCAAGCGGCCUCGUGUGUGUCGGAGGGGGCCGAGGGCGCAGGCGGGCCCCAGGCAGGUGUGCGGUCCAUCAUGAAGCGGAGAGAGGAGGCCGCAGACCCCGCGGCGCACCGCAGGAGCCUGCAGUUCGUGGGGGUCAACGGCGGGUAUGAGUCCUCCUCCGAGGACUCCAGCACGGCGGAGAACUUCUCGGACAAUGAGAGCACAGAGAACGAGGCCCCAGAGCCCGAGGAGAGGGUUCCGAGUGUGGCUGAAGCCCCCCAGCUGAGGCCCGAGGAGACAGCGGGAGCCAAGAGCAGCCGGGAGGAGUGUCAGCUGUCUCGGGAGUCUCAGCACAUGCCCACAGCCGAGGGGGCAUCGGGAGCCAACGCGGAGGAGGAGAUUCCGAUGGAGCUCAGUCCUGACCUCAUCUCCGCCUGCCUGGCCCUGGAAAAGUACCUGGACAACCCCAAUGCCCUCACAGAGCGCGAGCUGAAGGUGGCCUACACCACCGUGCUGCAGGAGUGGCUGCGCCUGGCCUGCCGCAGCGACGCGCACCCCGAGCUCGUGCGGCGCCACCUGGUCACCUUCCGGGCCAUGUCGGCGCGGCUGCUGGACUACGUGGUCAACAUCGCCGACAGCAACGGCAACACCGCGCUGCACUACUCCGUGUCGCACGCCAACUUCCCCGUGGUGCGCCAGCUGCUCGACAGCGGUGUCUGCCAGGUGGACAAGCAGAACCGAGCCGGCUACAGCCCCGUCAUGCUCACCGCGCUGGCCACCCUGAAGACCCAGGAUGACAUCGAGACGGUCCUGCAGCUCUUCCGGCUCGGCAACGUCAACGCCAAGGCCAGCCAGGCGGGGCAGACAGCCCUGAUGCUGGCGGUCAGCCACGGGCGCGUGGACGUGGUCAAGGCUCUGCUGGCCUGUGAGGCGGACGUCAACGUGCAGGAUGACGACGGCUCCACGGCGCUCAUGUGCGCCUGCGAGCAGGGCCACAAGGAGAUCACUGGGCUGCUGCUGGCUGUGCCCAGCUGCGACAUCGCACUCACCGACCGCGACGGGAGCACGGCUCUGACGGUGGCCCUGGACGCGGGGCACAGCGAAAUCGCGUCCAUGCUCUACUCCCGCAUGAACAUCAAGUGCUCGUUCGCCCCGAUGUCAGACGAUGAAAGUCCUGCCUCUUCCUCUGCAGAAGAGUAGCCGUGAGGGGGCCUCUCCGCGGGGACCAGCCAGCCCCAGCGCCAACCGUCCGUUCCUCCUCCUCCAUCUCUCGUCCCCUCCCUGGCCAGCCCCCACUGGUACCCACCAAGGCCCCAUCUCAAAGGCCAGUGGGAUUUUCUUCUGCUUCCCAGGGGGGCAGCCCCCACAGCGACAACACGCCAUCGUCCCGCGGGCUUUUCCCGGCACCCAGUUCAAAGCCGCCCCAGCGCCGGCGGAAGCUGCCUUCUUCCAUGAAGUGGCGCCAGGGGCUGAUGCUGGGGCGUGGGCUUAACCCUGAGAACCAUCGACUGACAAUUAUGGACGGGGGAAAGGAUAUGGGAGUUCUGAAUCAUCGGGGGAGGGGAGAGUCUUAUCACUUGUUGCCAGAUUUGAAAGUCACUGGAAUCGCCUCUAUUCCUCUUAAUCCUGAAUGUUCCCGCGCGCAGGUUGUGUCUAGAGCGGCUUCAGGCCGCCUCCCCCCCCCCCCCAGCCCCGGCUCCCACAUUUAAUUGUCUGUAAUCGCGUCUUGUCCCUCCCCGCAGCCGCCUGCCCCGGGGGGCUGUUCUUGUGGUGUCUUCACAAAACGCAUUCUGCCCUGGUCAGCCGGGGCGGGAGCUCAGCGAUUUCUGCCCUCCUGCUGCCACCACCCGGGUCCCCCCAUUCGGGUGGGGGGCUCAGGACCCAGCAGCCGAGAGGGGCCAGCGUUUCCCCCCUGUCGGAAAUUAACCAGAGAAAUUAAAGGAGAAAUUAACCAGAAACCGUGCCCCCCACCCCCGAGGCCCCGGCCAGGGCUCCCGUUCCUAGAAAAGCCUUCAGACGUGGAUCCAGGGCAGCUGCCGAGUCCCCGGGCUGAGAAGCCUGGUGGCGGCCGUCCCUGUCCUCCCCGAGGCCUGUGCUGUUGGCAGAGCAGAGGGCGCCGCAGGCCCCACGUGUGCGUGAUUAAAAGCUGGCCGUUCCCGAGGGCCCAGCGCAAACUUAAGGAGACAGGGCUUUGCCGGAAACCAAACAAGGGCCAGCUGGGUCCUUUAACCACCUCCAGGCUUCCUGGGGUUGCCUGGACCCCAGCCUGCUGGAAACGGGGCUCGCCAGACACACGCCGCCCCCCGCCCGGCCUGUCGGGUGCCCAGAAGCUGAGCGGAGUUUCUUUCCUGUUCCUUCCUUUUGUGAACCAAAAAGAAACCAGGGGUGGGUCUUGAGCUUGGACAAGUGCCUUGUGACAGGGGAGUAAGAGCCACUGGGAAGGGGGCCUCUGCCCUCUCUGGGCCGCCAGGGUGGCAGGCAGACCCCAGCAGGACGGAGCGCGUCCCCAGAGCCGCGUCCACUCAGUGAGGCGAAGUGCUGGCUUCUGUCCUGGAAAAGUGGGUUUCUCGGCUCGAUGGAGGCUGGCUGUAAGAAGAGAGAGCUUGGAUGGUCAAAGGAGACACCCUAGAUGGUGUGUGUGUGUGUGUAACUGGAGAGAAAACCAGACCCAGGCUGAGUGACCACUGGUGUCUGACGGAAGGGAGAAGUUUUGAGAAGCGGUACAAGAGUCGUGUGCCCGGGUGUCCAGCCCCGGAGUCAGUGGGUGCGUUUCUUGGAAGCUUCUAGAAGCUUCUAGAAGGAUCCCUGCAUUCCCUUCCCCCUCGGGCCCACAGGGCUUGGCGUGGGAGGAUCCAGGGAGGACCUGCCCCGUCCCAGUUCUCUUCUCACAUGUAUCCAUGACCCUUGACCUCACUUUCUGACCACGGUACGUCCACAAAGACAGUAUUACACUUAAAUGAAGUAUUCCUUUUUGUAAUCGUUUUUAGAAAGUAAAGGAAUUUAAUAAAGCUGCCUUAUGAUAAGCUGACA